CUACCACUGACUAACUCAAACUGGCAGGCAAAGCGCGACGAACAGGGAGUAAAGAAGCACAUACGAUACAUAAACUCCGUGAUCUCAAAGUGCAAAUAGAGACUUUUAUUUUGAUACAAAUACCAGUAAUCAAAGCGAUCGAGUGAAGCUGAUCGAUACUUCUGACCAUUUGGAAUUAGAUAAUCGAGUCAUCGGUCACUUUACUUUCGCUGUGUAUUCCUUCUAAACUUUCGAUAUUCUUGUGAGAGUUCUAGGUUUUCUUGAGCUUUUUGGAGUGACUGUGCCUCGGAUAAAAGUCCUGAUUCUUGUCUAUAUUGUGAGAGGUGAGGAAGACCUAAGGCAGUAUUCCAUCAUGAGUGGCGUUCUACAACCUCUCGGGUCCUUGUUUUACGUCGUAGAUCCGAACAGCACAGCCUUCAAGGAACCCGAAGAUGUUCCAAAUUACACAAAUGAGGCAAUACCGAUGUUCAUUGCCUUCAUUGUGUUAGAGUGGCUGGUAGUCAAGUUCAAGAGACACGAGAAGAUCCGACACAAUGACUUCAUAAACUCCUUGUCCCAUGGCAUUGUCUAUGAUGUGUUUGGCAUUGUGUUUCGGAGCUUCACGUUAUGGGGUUACGAUUGGCUGUACGAACGACGUGUUAUUGACCUGGAUUGGUCCUCCCCGGUGACUUGGUGGGUCGCUGCUUUCGGAGUUGACCUGGGCUAUUACUGGUUCCAUCGAGCUACUCAUGAAGUGAACUUAAUUUGGGCGAGCCAUCAGGUACAUCACUCAUCCGAGGAGUACAACCUCUCUACCGCUUUACGCCAGUCGAUGUUCCAGCGGUAUUUCUCCUUCGGGUUCUACCAGCCCCUGGCUCUCCUGGGCGUUCCUCUCUCUGCUAUGUUAGUACACGCACAAUUCAACUUACUGUACCAGUUCUGGAUCCAUACGGAAGUUGUGAAGAACUGCGGGCCGUUAGAGUGGGUUCUCAACACGCCAUCUCAUCACCGAGUCCAUCAUGGAGCCAACAAGUGGUGUCUAGACAAAAACUAUGCCGGCGUCCUUAUAAUAUGGGAUCGACUCUUUGGGACUUUUGAGCCUGAAAGAAAAGACGAAAAGAUAGCUUAUGGGCUGGUCGGCCAACCCCAGUCUCAGAAUGUACUCUGGCUUCAGUUCUUCUACUUCGGCGCAGUGUUCCAGAAGGCUCGGAGCAUGAGCACCUGGGGCGACACCUUCCGUGCCCUCUUCUACGGACCCGGCUGGUUCCCCGGGACGCCCCGCCUCGGCGACCCCGACACCUUCCCUGACGUCCGGGCGCCGAGGGCCAAGUACGACCCUCAGCUUCCCCUGUGGCAGGAGGUGUAUGUGGUCGUACACUUCCUCAUCAUCAUGAUUCUUCAUAAUAUCUUCAUUUCACAGAGUAUGACUUUCUCAUGGAUAACAGUCCUGAUGUUCUUCGUGUUCAUCUUCGUCUCUGUCGGAAUCAUUGGCGCCAUGUACGACGGCUGGUGGUGGGCGCCCUUGGUCGAGGCCGCCCGCUGCGCCGCCUACGUGGCUUACGCCCGUGACAUGCCAGUCACCAACAUCGCGUUGUUGGACGCCGCCAUCCUCGCCUACUUUGCGCUGUCGACGUUACUGUGGGUUUCUCAGAGUUUGGCCGUCGUCAAAGCCACUGUCAAGGCUGCUAAGCUGGAGUAAGAGGGCGAGCUAAAUACAGUUUAACAGCGGUAGUGAAAUAUACAGUUGUAUUCUCGGCACGCUCCACACGUCGAUAACGCGUUUUUUCAUGGUGCUCAAAAACAGAAAAAACAUUAUUUCAGAUUUCGGUAGGCCUUGUGUGUUAUAAAAUAUUUGGAAAAUAUUUUUUGUAGUCACUAAAGUAUUGUAUAAUUCCCUGCUACAUUUUCAUUUCUGAAAAAAAAAGCUUAGGCUCUGUAACACCAAAAUCUUCAAAAUGUACUAUUGAUUUAUAUUACCAUUGUAAACUUGUAAUCUUUCAUGGGACAAUUUAUGUAGAUAAAAAACAUAAUCUUUGAACAAUACAACCUACUAAAGUAUAUCUUCCACAGAAUAUAUUCUCAUAAUAUAUUGAUAUAUUUUGCAUGAAAUGAGAAGACUUUAUGUGCAAUCCCCAUAUUAUUUUUGUAUAAAACUAGAGGAUCGUCUUCCACCUAUCAAAAGUUGUUCCUAAAAACACGAAACACUUGUGCCUGCAGAGAUCGCCAGUCACAGAGAUGUGGUUCCCACAAUUGUGUUCUUACAGACGUGGCAUCACAACUAUGUUUAAAUAUGCCUAUUUGGUAUGAAGUCUUGUUAUGAAGUUUAUGUUUUAUUAAUGCAUGCAGCUUGACAAAUAAAGAGGGAGAUAAUUCUGUCUACAACUGUAAAAAAUCGUUUGUAAACAGUAAUGGAAAUCAAAAUCGCACGAAAACUUUGUAACCUUUAUAGUAUGGCGCUUUUGUAAACUCUUAUAUUUAUUAUUUCGUAUAACCCAAAUAUAUAUAAGAAGAGAUGAUUCCCAA
Messenger RNA from Penaeus chinensis, 2502 nucleotides. Its product is annotated as alkylglycerol monooxygenase-like. The transcript is spliced from 8 exons. Gene Ontology annotation, molecular function: iron ion binding; oxidoreductase activity. Bases 353 to 1678 code for a protein of 441 amino acids. The record is from RefSeq and is a predicted model, not a curated record. Gene Ontology annotation, cellular component: endoplasmic reticulum. NCBI's taxonomy places the organism in Eukaryota, Metazoa, Arthropoda, Malacostraca, Decapoda, Penaeidae. Gene Ontology annotation, biological process: lipid biosynthetic process.